Cylindrotheca closterium is the source of this 306-nucleotide messenger RNA. The record is from the annotation of a GenBank genome assembly. Lineage: Eukaryota; Bacillariophyta; Bacillariophyceae; Bacillariales; Bacillariaceae.
AUGAUGUAUUAUUCUUUUGAGCUUGAUGAUGAAAGCAAGGAAUUGUGCACGAUUGUCACCCCAUAUGGAAAAUAUCAGUACCAACGAAUGGAAAUGGGAUUGAAACCAGCUCCUGAUGUUGCUCAAUACUACAUUGAAGAGACAUUGCAUGGUUUGAAGGAACAAGGUGUUGAAGUCUACAUCGACGAUGUUGGACUCUUUUCUAACUCUUAUGAAGAACAUAUGGAAUUGAUCAAGACUGUUGUCAAACGACUUCAAGAGGCAGGUUUCAAGAUUAAUCCUUUGAAAUGUGAAUGGUGUGAUUAA